Messenger RNA from Colletotrichum phormii, 1333 nucleotides. RefSeq lists its product as uncharacterized. The record is from RefSeq and is a predicted model, not a curated record. Lineage: Eukaryota; Fungi; Ascomycota; Sordariomycetes; Glomerellales; Glomerellaceae. The transcript has a single exon. The coding region runs from base 197 to 1015 and encodes 272 amino acids.
CACGUCUCCAUCUCUCCCACACGGAUUGUGUAACUCGCACGCCAGUUGGCUGCUGCCUUCGCUGCCCUCCGUUACAUCUCCCGCUGUUUGCUGAACUGGAUCUUGGGAUGGAUGCCCUGCAAAGGCAAAAUCCAAAAAGGGCAAGCCAGUCUAGCAGGGGUUGUUGACAGGGCAGCCGACUCAUGCAAGUACAGCAAUGACAACGGUUUACUUUACGGUCGGGAGACUGCGCCUCAUUUCGUCUGACUUUUUUUUUCUCUCGCAGAAUUCUCACUGUCUGUACAGCAUUUCCCCCAGAAAAGACGCACUCACAGCCACUACUUUUCCACCACGGACGCUAGCGGCCGCUACUGUGGGAAACGGAAUGACCGCGCUCCAUUUGGCGCCGCUCUUUCUCUCGUAUCUACACAGUGACGCCAUUACCGCAUGUUGCUAUUCCUCAUUGAGACCUCCGCGCUGUCUCCCGUUGAAAUGGCGGCCUUGUUAUGCAGUACAGGCAUUUCCACCAUCGGCAGGGUCAAUAAGUCAGUCAGCGACAAGACGGGAUAUCUGUCUUAACUCUAGGGGAAAUGAAGACAAGACGUCUGCCAGAACUGUGGGUUCUUGGGGUCUCGCCGACAUGCGACUCGGUCGAUCUGGUUCAGAUCUUAGACAAGAGGAGAGACAGAGUCAAAAUGGAAACAUGACCGUCCACACCGUCAUCAACCGCGGCUGCUAUACAUGGCCGCGGCUUUUCUUUGGGAUGUGGCAGAGAUCCCAGACGCGCUCAUUCCGUGACAUCGCGGCAAUUUCAUACCAAACUUGGGGAGAGACGCUGCGUGGGACCGUGGGAUGGGGUCCCGUCUGCCAGCCUGAGAGGGCUGAGUCGUAUGACAGGCAUCUGGUCACUCUACCAAUCAACCCGAGGCCAAAGACAGUGGUGGGUGACCGAACCCCAGCUCGGCCGAUACCCUUCGAAGGAGUGCCUUGCAUUUUUCGAGCAACCUCCAUGUCCCUCCGUGUCCAAUACCCUUGAAUACCCAUGUACAUAGACACAGCUGACAGGGGAAGCGAGGCCUCUAAGAAGAACAGCCUCCUUGAAGAGCUGUCAUCCUCCUCCCUUUUACUGCCACUUGCUCGCACCUUACGUCUGCCUCCUCUCAAUAUAGCAAUGUCUCCAACAAGCGGCAGCGGCAACAGCACCAGUAUCUUUGUCUCUUCUCUUCGUUCAGUUCCAUUGCAUAUCGACUCCGCUUAGAACCAACUGCUCUUCUGCAUCUCACCUCGACCCCCAGCCUGUUGUUGGACAAGCUGACAUUCCAAGAACCGCCCCCCUACCGCACCUAGGUCUUUG